Messenger RNA from Esox lucius (northern pike), 1614 nucleotides. RefSeq names its product dynactin 5 (gene dctn5). Bases 130 to 678 code for a protein of 182 amino acids. The record is from RefSeq and is a predicted model, not a curated record. NCBI's taxonomy places the organism in Eukaryota, Metazoa, Chordata, Actinopteri, Esociformes, Esocidae. The transcript is spliced from 6 exons.
UGGUCUGUAAAGCCAUGAAUUGAGCCGAUAGAUGGGAGCGGUUGACAGCACAGCACAGCAAAACAGUUGACAUAAGCUAGCAAGAUAAUUUAUCAGUUUCCUGAAAGAAAAUUCUGCGAAUUAAUAACUAUGGAGUUGUGUGAGAUACUGUACAACAAGGCGGAGUACAUUGAAACGGCGUCCGGUAACAAAGUCAGCAGGCAGUCGGUCCUCUGCGGCAGUCAGAACAUCGUUCUUAACGGAAAAACUAUAGUAAUGAAUGACUGUAUAAUCCGAGGAGACCUGGCUAACGUCAGAGUGGGCCGACACUGUGUGGUGAAGAGCCGGAGUGUCAUUCGACCACCGUUCAAAAAGUUCAGUAAAGGAGUGGCCUUCUUCCCGCUGCACAUCGGAGAUCACGUGUUUAUCGAGGAGGACUGUGUGGUGAACGCUGCUCAGAUAGGAUCAUAUGUGCACAUUGGGAAGAACUGUGUGAUCGGCCGACGGUGUGUGUUGAAGGACUGCUGUAAGAUCCUCGACAACACGGUUCUCCCCCCAGAAACCGUGGUGCCCCCCUUCACUGUGUUUUCAGGAUGCCCGGGUCUGUUUUCAGGGGAGCUCCCAGAGUGCACACAGGACCUAAUGAUUGAUGUGACAAAGAGUUACUACCAGAAGUUCCUGCCUCUCAGCCAGAUCUAAACCGUGACCCAUCAUGCCCUGCUUCACCCCUGUGUCUCGGUUAAUACAGUACUUCUGUUGGCCCUACCACCGCGGUGCAAAAUGCUCUUCUGUGAACCUUCGUUGAGUGGGAAACAGCCUGGGUGGUCAUUAUACAUAUGUAAUGUUAGUUCUCCCAUUAUGUGCUGGGUAGGGUAGAAAUUAGCCCCCCCCCCCAGACCAGGACUGGUUGGUUCAGACCUGUCCUGACAGCUGGGUCCUGCUGCCUGGUUGGUUCAGACCAGUGGUUCUCUGCUGGUUGAUUUAGACCAGUGGUUCUCUGAUGCUUUUGCCUCAGAACCCAAAUAUAAUUUUUUUUUAAUGUACAUUUAAUUUCUACAAAUUGUCCAUGUAGUCUUGGUUUUUAUUUCAGACUAUUAUUUAUAAAUAAAAAAAUGUUUAACUAGUGAAGUCAUUUAAAUGCUAGUGUUUUAUUUGGGUUACCUGCUCCCUGUUCAGAACACCUGGUUUCAGUCUUACAGCAGAUGAUACGCUAGGUUCAUCCAGUUUCACUGUAACAUAAAACCGUAAUCUGAUGAACGUGAAUGUAUUCGGGAAGGACAUUCCCUUUGCCGUGAAGAGUUUAAAAGAGUCGCUUGCUUUACUGAUGUUGUUUAUCUAAACAAAUCCCAAUAAGUGUUAUUUGGAGUUGAUUUACAGAGCGUCCUGAUGUACUGAGACUUCGGUAUUUAUUGUGUUGGUUUUGUGCUGUUGGUCUCUUCAUGAGUUAUGGACUGAGGCUAGAUUCAACCUAAACCGGUUGUAAUGUGAUUGACUUAAUUCUCUUUUCACCAUGAAUUGAAAAUGUAUUGCAAUUCUGAAUUCACCUUUCACUCAAACAUUGAUUGCCCCCAAUCAUUAAAUACUAUGGUGCCAUCUUGUGGACUGCUGGGAAUUAAAUAUUCUGAAACAACUCGA